GGCGGUAACGUGCGGGAACGUCACUGUGACCUCACCAAGAUGGCGGCGCCCGUUGGCAGUUACAGCCGGUUCGUUUCCGUUUCUAGAAAAAUAGGAAGUUUGCUAUUUAAUUCAGUUUGCAUCGCCCAGGCGGCGGCGUGUGGUACCAACAUGGACUCUGUGGGGCCAACCAAGCUGGAGUUCGCCGUGCAGAUGACAUGUGAGAGCUGCGCAGUUAAAGUCCGAGCUGCUCUGGAGGGUGAACCAGGAGUGAAGUCCGUCAGUGUCGACGUCGGUAAGGAGGAGGUGUUGGUGGAUUCCACUCUGACCAGUGCGGAGGUGCAGGCUCUGAUAGAGAGCACCGGACGCAGGGCCGUGCUGAAAGGCAUGGGAGGAUCAGAGCGAGACCUGGGUUCAGCAGUGGCCAUGCUGGCUGGUGUUGGGAAGAUCCAGGGGGUGGUGCGUUUCCUGCAGCUGUCUGAGCAGCGUUGCUUGAUCGAUGGGACCAUUGAUGGGCUGGAGCCGGGACCCCACGGCCUCCAUGUCCACGCCCUGGGGGACCUCACAUUGGACUGCCUCAGUUGUGGAGAGCACUAUAACCCCUUGGGUCAACAACACGGCGGUCCAGGGGACUCUGAAAGGCAUGUAGGUGAUCUGGGAAAUAUUGUUGCUGCACCAGAUGGCAGAGCCUCAUUCAGACAAGAGGACAGUCAGCUAAAGGUGUGGGAUGUGAUUGGCCGAUCGCUGGUGGUGGACGCCGGGGAGGACGACCUGGGUCGAGGCGCUCACCCUCUCUCCAAACAGACUGGGAACUCUGGGGAAAGACUGGCCUGUGGGAUCAUCGCCCGAUCAGCAGGUCUUUUCCAAAAUCCCAAACAGAUCUGUGCCUGUGACGGGGUCACGCUGUGGGAGGAGAGAGACAGGCCAAUAGCUGGCAUAGGUCGAAGCAAGGCCAACGCAGAGAUCCCGGCAGCACACCUCUGAAGCGCGGACACACAAACGGCGGCCACAUCUUCACCUGUGUUGGACGCUUUGAACAGAACGGGAACAUUGGAGAGAAAUGCAGAGGACAUUUGACGACAAAGGGUCAAAGCUGAAGCGAGGGGAAACAAAGAGCUCUGAGGAAUCCUUUCCUCACAGCUGCACGACCAAAGAAAAAUGGCUUUAUUUUCUUUUCCUUCUUUCUUUGUAAUAAAAUCAAAUCGUGUUGCGGUCGCACUUAGUGUCCUCUGAGGAUUUUAAAAGCAGAUUAAAACCACUUGGGAGUUUGUGAAAGUCACCUCUGACACAACUGUCUCAUCACUGUCUAACUUGAUGUACUGCCUGCGCUUCAGUGUGGCAUUAAAAUGUCUAAGUUAAUUAUGGAACAGGAGUAGUAAUGAUUUGGUUUAAAAAGUGUCACAAAGCCGUCCGACUGCACAGAAUACGUCUCAACCUAAAUCAGUUGUGACGCCGAGUGGGAUUGAGAAACAAAAGGGCCAAAAAGGCAACAGAAAGGUCCAAAUAAAUAGCUUAAAGUAAGGUUUAUAAACAUCAACAAUUCCAGGUUCCAUGUUCAGCUGUGGAUCUUGAAACAUUACAUGAAAGGAGUGUCUUUUGGCACUUUUCAAAGAAUAUGGUUUGGGAAUCUGUGCCACUGCAUUAGUGUGUUCAUUUUAAAUCCAUAAGGUGGUGUGAGUGACUUGUGUAAGAGAGAUUCGAAAGAGCUCGGGAGAAUUGUGUGUUCAGCUGUUUUUUUUUUUUCAACAUGGAGUUUGAGGGUACAGUUACUUCAUCGUUCUUUUCCGCAGCCAACUUGAGAUUCAUACAGGACACUGAGAAAGUUCUGCUUCUGAUCCUCCAUUGUCUUCUCUUGUCACGCAAAUUGUACAUUAUGAGUGAAGUAUAAUAUAAUAAUGUAAAAAAAAAACAUCUACCUGCUGGCACUUGUUGAUAUCCUCUUGAUGAAGACAUCAAUAUUGGGACAGUGUGUGUGUGUGUGUGUGCACUGUAUUGGCCAUAUGAGAGUGUGUAGCAAGUUUUGCAUUGAUUUUGCAAAUUGAGCAUCUGUCUUGUCCUGGUGAUGCAUGAAUAGGCUUAUUGAAUUUUCCUCCAAAUGUUCAGUCGGUGGUGUCCUUUUCACUUUGUGUCUGUGAACGCAGCUUGGAUGUAGGGCUGCCAUCAAUGUUUGUUCAUAUGAUCGAUUCAUGUGUGGAUUAUUAACUAUUUAGGCUAUAAAAUGGCAGAAAACUGUGGAAAUGUGCUAAUUUCUCAGAGACCAAAGUAAUGUGUUUGCCAAUGCUGAUGCAUUUAGAAUCUGUGUGUCAUACAAAGCCUGCAUUAGCAGUCAUUUUUGCUCUUGAUCUGUCCUCUGUGGUUAAGCAAAACGUGUCAUUUGUUUCAUGGCACAUAAUGAGCUCUUUAAUUGAACUCGCACUCCCUUUGGAGCUGUACCCUGUGGCUUUGAGGCCGCCUUUAUAUUCUUCCAGUUGCUUUUGAUAAAUUAAACAGGCUUAUAUACUUGG
Molecule: messenger RNA, 2483 nt
Organism: Cottoperca gobio
Lineage: Eukaryota; Metazoa; Chordata; Actinopteri; Perciformes; Bovichtidae
Product: copper chaperone for superoxide dismutase-like
Exons: 8
Coding region: 40-963 (307 amino acids)
Biological process (GO): superoxide metabolic process
Molecular function (GO): copper ion binding
Source: RefSeq, a predicted model, not a curated record